This is a messenger RNA of Cooperia oncophora, 984 nucleotides long. The record is from the annotation of a GenBank genome assembly. Lineage: Eukaryota; Metazoa; Nematoda; Chromadorea; Rhabditida; Trichostrongylidae.
AUGGGUGUUAUCAAAGUCUAUUUGAACUAUAGAAGGGAAACCAUUGCUCUGAUCGAGUCGCUAGUUCGUGAUUCGGCAAAUUCGCACAGGAUUUUUGACCGUCUGCAGCCUUUUCACAAGAACAGCCUCGUACGACUGCAACCGAUACGAUCAGCUACAGUCUCACUGGUAUUCAUUUCCGAAUGUUAUUCAAAGUUCUGCUCUGAGCAGUUGUCUGCUGAAACGUUGCCAGUAUCUUCAAUAUCAUGCGGUUCUGCAGGUCGGACAGCGAUUUUGGUCGGUGAAUCAGAACAUGACACAUGGUGUUCCCAUGCUGGAAAAGUGAUAAUCGCUCAGCGAAGCAAAUUUACCUCAAUUCCCCUCGCUGUGUGCCCAUCGGCUUCAUCAUGGUCGUCACAAGGAAUGCUCGCCGUCGGUGACGUCGCAGGAGACGUUCAUCUUGUCGUCAACAACACCGUUCUUAGCACGAUAAAAGUUCACUCACAAGCUGUCUCCGCCCUCGACUGGAUAUCGCAUUCACAACUAGUAUCAUGCGGAACCGAUGGCCACAUAGCUGUUUUGCAACUGAAGGGAACUUCUCUGGAAGUUGAUAAGUCGCUACGACUAUCCGUAACUGAUCUGCCAAGGAAAAUUCGCAAAUCAUCGUCAUCAGCAAAGUCGCUAUCGAUUGUCGCCAUGAGUAGGUCAGGUGCCGACGCGUGCAUAGCCAGUGAGACAGGUGGCUUAUGGAUAGUUUCGUUGCCAGAUCUUCGUCCGAAGACCGUAGUCAGCGAACCACAAGCGGUCCAAUCGAUUCUCUAUCUUUCACCAUUCAUUGCUCUGUGUGGAGAUCCUGAAUCGACGACCUUGCUCCUCAACGACGGCUCAUUCGUCGACACUUUGCCGAUUGGCGCCCUUGAUCAGUGCAAAGUCGACGAGGAGAUGCUUGUCAUCGCUGACGGUACCCAGAUUCUGAUAUACGAUGUUUCAACAAGGAACAAGUAA